AUGUUUUCCGCCUUGAAAAAAUCUUUGAGGAUAGAGCCAAAGGUGGAAGCGCCAAAAGACGUUACUUCAAACACAGUUGCGAAAGAGGAGAAUGUUGAAAAUGUUGGGAUUGAGGACACCAUUGUGGUAAAAGAUCUGGACGCGACAAGAAAGGAAGCAGAGAAGGAAAAAGUCGAAGAUGUUAGAGAGGAAGAUGUUUUGGUGAUAAAAGAUCUAGAUGCCAAAUGGGAAGAGAGACCGGAUAUGAGAGCCGAAGAGGAAGCGAGAGAUAUGGAAAAGGGGGAGGAUGUAAAGGGGGAGGAAGAUACUUUGGUGGUGAAGGAUCUAGAUGUCAGGGUCGAAAGCGAAGGUGUGAAAGAGGAAGAUGUUGAAAUGGAAGUGGAAUAUGUCAACGAGGAAGUUGGAGAAGAGGAAGAGGAAGAAGAAGAAGGGAAGAGAGAAAGAGAGCCAACAAUAACUUCGAAUUCAACAAAUUACAUUGGAAUUCCAUCACCACCAUCAUCAGAAAUUGGUGAUGAAUCUGAUGAUGUUAUUGGAGAUGAAGAAAGCGAAGGGGAACAAAUUAAUUCAACCCCUGGCAACGAUCGUUGCUUAGUGGGGUCAUCUUCGGUAACUGCCGCCAAUCCUGAUUCAGAAGUAAACAAAAAUGAGGAGACCAGCAUAUCCACAACACCACGUCACUCGCGUGCAAUUUCACCAACUCCAAUUGAAAAUCGCAGUCACACACAGAAUCAAGAGAAAAGGAUUUCUUCUUCCACAGCUGAUUUCGAGAUAAACGCUCCGAGUACCCCACCUGCGACACCACCAAGGCUAGUAAGGCGCGAAAGAUCUGCCAGCCAAAGAGAACGCGAGAUCCUACGGUCGAGACAAUUUUCAGAGACAGCACGGUUACAAAGGUCUGCGGAGAAGCCCGAGAAGACUGACGAAAACCUUGGGCUUGGAAAAAGAAGAAAGAGAUAUCAGCAUAGACAUAAAUCCAAAGGGUCAAACGCAGGCUCAGGGGAAGCGUUGAAAGCGGUCGAACCGCUGCAUGAGCAUCAGCUUGGAAAAAUGGCCUUCGCUGAACAGCAGCAGUGGAUUACGGUGCAACAGAAGACCUUCACAAAAUGGUUGAACACCAAGAUAGCACACAGGAAACUGGAGGUAGUGGAUUUGGUUAAAGAUUUGAGCGACGGAGUCAUUCUCAUCCAUCUUCUCGAAUGCCUUUCAAAUGAAUCACUCGGCCGAUAUGCAGCGAAGCCUAAACUACGAGUACAGCGGUUUGAGAACGCAAAUUUAUCGCUGGACUUCAUCAAAUCUAGGGGCAUCCAGAUGACAAACAUCGGAGCGGAAGAUGUUGUAGACGGGAACCGCAAAAUCAUCCUUGGUUUGAUCUGGACACUCAUUCUCCGAUUUACUAUCUCCGACAUCAACUUGGAGGGUAUGACUGCCAAGGAAGGUUUAUUGCUCUGGUGCCAAAGAAAAACAGCCUGCUACGAAGAGGUUGAUGUUCGAAACUUUACAGACAGUUGGAAUGAUGGAUUAGCAUUUUGUGCACUGCUCGAUAUCCACCGACCGGAUCUAAUCGAUUAUGAUACUUUGGACAAGGAUGAUCAUAGAGGCAAUAUGCAGUUGGCUUUUGACAUUGCAACCAAGGAGAUCGGUAUCCCAGCGCUUUUGGAUGUUGAGGAUGUCUGCGAUGUGGCCAAGCCGGAUGAGAGGAGUUUGAUGACUUAUAUAGCCUAUUGGUUCCAUGCCUUUUCGCAGAUGGAGAAGGUUGAAAAUGCUGGCCGAAGAGUGGAAAAGUUUGUUAACAACAUGCAAGGAGCUUGGGAGAUGCAGAGUGCUUACGAGAAGAGGAUGAGAGCACUGUUGAAGAAUAUCAAGGAGCAAGUGAUUACUUGGCAAGAUGCGACUUUCGAGGGCACAUAUGUGGAUGCGAAGAAACAAGCGUCGCAUUUUAGUUCGUACAAAAGAGGCCAGAAAAGAGAGUGGGUAGCCGAGAAAAGUGACCUUGCUGCGUUAUUAGGGAACAUAAAGACGAAGCUUAGCACAUACCGACUUCGAGCUUACGACCCGCCUCCGGAGUUGAGAUUGAGUGUCCUAGAUGAAGAGUGGGCGUUGUUGAUGAAGGGUGAAAUGGCUAGAGGUCAACUAAUAAACGAGACCAUUAGGGAUAUCAAAAAUGCCUUACGAAGAUCUUUUGCCGACAAAGCCAACGAUUUCGCAACGACUUUGAAUACCAUGCAACUGGCAAUAUCAGGAUUGGAGGGUGACGUGGAGGAUCAGUUGGUUCACGUCCGUCGACUGCACGACAACCUUCCACCUCUCAACCAAUUUUUAGAUCAAAUUGAGGCUAUAGACAAGAAGUGCGAGGAAGCGAACAUCGAGGAAAAUGACUUUACGACUUACACCUACGAUGAGCUCUGUUAUGAAAUGAGUCUUGUGAAAAAUUCGGUUGCGAAGAAAUUGGCAUUUUUGGACAAUCAAGUAGUAGCUCGGAACAUGACGAAUCUGACGCCAAUACAACUUGAAGAAUUCGAAAGUGUCUUUCGACAUUUCGAUCGUGACGCUAGCAACAGUUUACAAGAACUGGAAUUCAGUGCAGCUCUGGCCUCACUCGGUCUCGUCUUCUCCGAAGAAGAAAUGCACCAUUAUUUCCUCGAUACAUCAAACGGAAAGGACUAUGUAACGUUUGAAGAAUUCAUCCGAUUUAUGGUGGACGUUACAGAAGAUCAAAACACGGCAGAACAAGUUUUCCAAUCUUUCCGUGAAGUUGCGGAUGGCAAACCUUACGCUCUCGACCGCUGGAUUUGA
Sclerotinia sclerotiorum 1980 UF-70 is the source of this 2796-nucleotide messenger RNA. RefSeq lists its product as hypothetical. The transcript is spliced from 4 exons. Gene Ontology annotation, molecular function: actin filament binding; calcium ion binding. NCBI's taxonomy places the organism in Eukaryota, Fungi, Ascomycota, Leotiomycetes, Helotiales, Sclerotiniaceae. Gene Ontology annotation, cellular component: Z disc; plasma membrane; cortical actin cytoskeleton. The record is from RefSeq and is a predicted model, not a curated record. Bases 1 to 2796 code for a protein of 931 amino acids. Gene Ontology annotation, biological process: muscle cell development; actin cytoskeleton organization.